UUCGCUAUCUAGUCAAAAUUACCACAGAAAAAAAAGCUUACAAAUUUCCCAACCCCCCUAUAAAGCGCCGAAACCGUUGUCUUCCAAGUUGGGCUCCUCUAAAACCCUAGAGAAAACCCUAGAAAAGUUCGGCCAUGUCGAAGAACAGGAGCAUGUCACCGGCUGUCGGUUCCGACGAACAGCCGCAGAAGGAUGUUGCUGACUUUAUGAUCAAGCCUAACAGUUAUACUCCUCCGGUGGACACAUCUCAAUGGCCUAUUCUUCUGAAAAACUAUGACCGUCUUAAUGUACGUACUGGACACUACACUCCUCUGCCGUCUGGUUUCUUGCCUCUCAAACGGCCUUUGGCUGAGUAUAUCAGAUAUGGUAUUCUCAAUCUUGAUAAACCAGCGAAUCCUUCGUCGCACGAAGUUGUGGCUUGGAUUAAGCGGAUUCUUCGGGUUGAUAAAACGGGUCAUAGUGGUACUCUCGACCCGAAGGUAACUGGGAACCUGAUUGUGUGCAUUGAUCGAGCCACGCGGCUUGUGAAAUCGCAACAGGGUGCGGGUAAAGAGUACGUGUGUGUUGCUCGGUUGCAUUCUGCUGUGCCCGAUGUUUCUAAGGUUGCUCGGGCUCUGGAGACGCUCACUGGGGCUGUGUUUCAGAGGCCGCCAUUGAUAUCUGCUGUGAAAAGGCAGCUUAGGAUUAGAACUAUAUAUGAAAGCAAGCUUCUUGAGUAUGAUGUCGACAAACAUUUGGUUGUGUUUUGGAUUUCUUGUGAAGCGGGAACUUAUGUUAGGACGUUAUGUGUACUGGGUUUGAUUCUUGGCGUUGGAGGGCAUAUGCAGGAACUUAGGAGGGUGAGAUCUGGAAUUUUGGGUGAGAAGGAUAACAUGGUUACAAUGCAUGAUGUGAUGGAUGCUCAAUGGGUUUAUGAUAAUUUCAAGGAUGAAAGCUAUCUGAGGAGGGUAAUUAUGCCUCUUGAGGUGGUUUUGACGAGCUAUAAAAGAUUGGUUGUCAAGGAUUCUGCUGUUAAUGCUAUUUGUUAUGGUGCGAAGUUGAUGAUUCCAGGGUUGUUGAGAUUCGAAAACGAUAUUGGAGUUGGGGAAGAAGUUGUACUUAUGACCACCAAAGGCGAAGCCAUUGCUCUUGGUAUUGCAGAGAUGACUACUGCAGUGAUGGCAACUUGUGACCAUGGUGUUGUUGCAAAGAUCAAAAGGGUUGUGAUGGAUCGAGAUACUUACCCAAGGAAGUGGGGACUAGGUCAUCCAGGGCAUCAAUGAAGAAAAAACUUAUUGCGGGAAGGGAAGUUGGACAAGCAUGGGAAGCCAAAUGCGAACACUCCUCAGGAAUGGCUGAGGAAUUUGGUUUUACCCACUGGUGGGGACUCUUUGGUUGCGAGCAUUCUCGCUACCGAUACCGCAACUGCUAAGCCUACUACUGCAGAAGAGACAGGAAAAGAUGACGGAGGGCGGAAGCGAAAACUAGAUGAAGAAACUGAAGCUGCUCCAGGUAAGAAACUGAAGGCUGAAAAGGCUGAAGAAGUUGAAGAAGAAGUCGGGAAGAAAGAAAAGAAGAAGAAGAAGAAGAAAGACAAAGAGAAGGGUACUGCAGAAGAACCUUCCGAUGAGGAGAAUGUUGAAAAUUCAGAGAAGAAAAAGAAGAAGAAGGAUAAAGAAGCUAAAGAAGCUAAAGAAGCAGGUACACCUGAGACACAAAAGUCCAAGAAGAAAAAGAAAAAGAAAGAUAACGAGUCUGGAAAUGACGAUUCUCAAUUACAUGCUGCUGAUGUUCAAAAUGGUGAAGCAGAUGGUCAUGUUGAUGGAAGUGAGAAGAAAAAGAAGAAGAAGGAUAAAGAAGCUAAAGAAGCUAAAGAAGCAGGUACACCUGAGACACAAAAGUCCAAGAAGAAAAAGAAAAAGAAAGAUAACGAGUCUGGAAAUGACGAUUCUCAAUUACAUGCUGCUGAUGUUCAAAAUGGUGAAGCAGAUGGUCAUGUUGAUGGAAGUGAGAAGAAAAAGAAGAAGAAAAAGAAGAAUAAAGAAGAUGCAGAAGAAUAAGAUGAAGGGAUCAGAUUCUACUUUAUAUUUGGGCUGCUCGAUUCUCCAAAUCUCCCUUCCUAUGCCUUCUUGGAUUUAUUUCAUCUUUUGCUAGCUGAUGAUGUUGGUGAUGAUAUUUUAAAACUAGCAAAUGUUGGAUUAUCAAAAAGCUGGAGGCUGGAAGAGCAGGAAUGGCUAUAUACAUCUAUGACCGCAAGAAAAUCAAUGUUGUUUUUGUUUGUAUAUUUUAUGAUGUGAAAUCAAGGUGGCACUUACUGGUUUGCUUAUUCCCAAAUAUGGGUUUUGGUAAUUUUGUUGGUUUUUAGUACAUCUAGAUUUAGAUUUUACGCUUCAAGUUUUCCGAUAUUAUAUUUGUUUUCUGCAAACAAUUUAAUUUUUCAUGGCCGAUCAAAGAUUCGAUGAAGGGUCUUGAAGAAUUGCAUGUUCUUGUUCGACCAGAUGAUAUUUUGCCUCUAUGAUUAAGUGCUAAAUCUGAGCUAUAUCAUAAUGUCAGGCGAACUUAACACAAUUGCUUUGCUUACAAUUUUAACCAUAUAAAUAUCAUGAAAUCUAUUAUUGUUCUUAUUCUUAUUAUCGAGGAAUUGCAAUAAAACAAAGAAGACCUCACAAUCCAUGAUCAAGGGCAGUGGUAGCGAGAUUGAAAGCGAGUGUAACAUGAGUAUCAACAGCAACAUUUUUACUAGAUAUGUUAUAAUGAGACAGUGAUCGAGAGUGAGAGCGAUUGUGCGAAUUAUAUGACCGAGAGAAGCGAGGGCGUGAGUUUAUAGAGAUUUGUAUAAGUUAUAAUGAGAACAAUCAAUAGUGAGAUCGGGAUCGGGAUCGGGAUCGGGAUCGGGAUUUGGAGUUUCGAGAGAUUUGUACCAGUAAGCUAUAAUGAGACAGUGGAUGUGAGGAGGUAAUUAUCUCUCCAAUCCCAGCAGCACAAUUGAAACCUGGAGAAAAGCUGGUAAGUGUUUUUAUUAUUAUUUGUUAUUUUUUUUAAUCUCUGAAUGUCUUUGCUCAGUCAAGAAUUAUGAGACAUAUGUCUAGGGUCAUUUUUCUGUAAUUAUGGCAUUGGAAGGCAUGCCAAGCAUAUUGUGGCUAAGAUGCAAUUGUCAGAUUUUCAUACUUCACUUUACAAAGAUAAUUGCAAUCUAUUUAUGAACGUCUUAGGGAUUGAGUUCUAUAAUCACUACUUUUUAGAAUUUUUGUUGUUUCUGUCUUCCCCUAUUUUAGAUAUAAUGUUCUCACGAUGCAGUGAUUUUUCUUUAAUUAAUAACAUCGUGAUACCAUUUUCCCAUGAUUGGCUUUCUGUAUAUUUUUCUGAAAGAAAUGGUAUUUACUAAUGCUAGACAAGAUUUAUCAAACUUCUUAAGUACUGGGAAUAAGUUCCUAUAUUCAUAUUCACUGUUCUUUAGAUAUUCUUAUUCACGGUUCUUUAGAUAUUGUUCUAUAUUAUGAUCUGUUAAGAUAUGUAAUAUUGAAGGCAUUUAAAAAAUGAGAUUGUAUGAGAUUUUUUGUGGACUAUGAAAUAUGGACUGCUAUACUAUUCUUUAUACACUCUUGUUUCUUUUAGCUUUACUUGUUUGAGUUACCACAUUUUAAGUUUUUGAUUCUGCAUGUGUUCUAAAAUUACUCACAUCUUAUAAUGCCUUUAUUUUUCAUUUGCUAUUAGAUUGAAAUAAAGGAGUUGGAUGAUUUUGCUCAAGCUGCUUUUUGUGGAUUCAAAUCAAAUAUUUGAAUCGUAUACAGAGUCACAUUUUUUACUGUUUAUAACACCAAUGAGAAUGUACCAGUGAGUUAUCUCCUUUCUACUCGUGGAAAGCUGACAUCUUUAAAUUGUACAUAUUAUCUUUCUUGUUCCCGCUAUAUGAUUAUUUUUUUUAGGUCGGUGCUCCAACAGGGACUGGGAAAACUAAUAUAGCCAUGAUCUCCAUUCUCCAUGAGGUUUGUACUUAUCUGGUUGUAACAGAAAGGCUUUGCUCCUUUGUUUGGAUAUAAUAUUUUGGUCAUUAAUUCAUUUAUGGGGAGUAACACCCAUGGGCCAUAGGCUCGUAGCACGGGCCUUUCUGACACGGUAUAUGCCUUUACUGAGGUGAUAGAAAUUGGAGAGUUGCAACUUGCAUCUACCCUGAUAUGGUCAUCUUUGAGUUAUAUGAUGUGUUCUUGUAAUUUAUUAUUAUUGUUACUUGAUCAUACAGCUAACAGAACUGGAGGACAGCUAUUUAGAAUAAUUUUUUGCUGAUAGCGGUUUAAAUGAUAUUUUCAUGCUUUUGGGUUAUGUUAGUCCUUUCCGGUUGGGUACAUUUUCCAACCAAAAUUUAGAGAAUUAUAUGAUGAGUAGCAUUUUGGCCGUGCUAUGCACAGAAAGAUAUUUCUUAAAUUCAUGUGGAUUGAAUGCAUUAGGGUUUUGUUUUGAGUUCCAGAUUUCACAGCAUUUCAAGGAUGGAUAUUUGCAUAAAGAUGAAUUUAAGUUAGUUCAUGUUUCUCCUAUGAAGGUAAGUAGCUUUCAAUUCGUUUUUUUAAUUUUCUGGUGCGGGUGUUGGCAUGACGGCUUCUUUUUUUGGCUGGUACUGUACAUCCUAGGCAUUGGCUGCAAAGGUCACAACUACUUUUAGCCAUCGUUUAUCACCCUUGAAUGUCAUUGUAAGAGAACUAACUUGAGACAUGCGACUUUCAAAGAAUGAACUUUAAGAAACUCAGGUUGCUUGACUAAAUUAUUCGUCAUAAUUUUUCUUCUCAGUUGUUAAAAGUAACCAAGGUUGUUUCUACUUUUCAAUUGACAUAAGAUGAUAGUGAACACCUGAGAAAUGGAUCUUAUUCAGGUGAGACCUUGAUUAUGAUGAGUAAAAAUCAUCACUGUUUGCUUAGUCAGCUGGGUUUUUUUAGACUUUAAAAGCUCAUUGCGCUUGAAUGUUGCUUCCUAUACAAGUUUCCUGAUGUGAACUUGGUACUUUGGUCUUAAAUUGUUGCUUUCCUUUUGAGUUCGGGGAAUGACUGUUAUCUGAAUUUGUUUUGUAGGGUUUGAGUUUGCAGUUUCAGAUAAGCGUCCAAGACAAAUUCUUAAUAUGGCCGAAGAAGAGCUCCAGAUGAUCCUUUGUCAAGUUAUUGAUCAAAACCUCCGGCACACAUUGCAGUUUGGCAUCGGGCUACACCAUGCAGGUGUAAAUGAUGGGAUAGGUCUAUGGUUAAGGAACUGUUUGCAAACAACAAAAUUCAGGUAUUUCUGUUACCCAAUUGAUCUAUCUAUUCUACCAGAAAAAGUCCAGAUUCAAUGAAAUAAACUUUUCUAUUUAUAUUUUACUAAUUUUGCUUUCAAACUAUCUAAUGGUAGAUAUUGGUUUGUACUAGCACAUUUACAUGGGGUGUGAACCUUCCUGCUCAUCUAGUUAUGUUCCACUCUAUAGAAACAAACAUGAAUUGACUUAAUAUCCAAAGGAAAUCAAGUGAGAAAAUUAUCUAAUCAAAUAUCUCUGAAGUUUUGGAUGCAAGAAAUUAUUUAGAAUACUUGUUAGAAAAAGUAUAAUUCUGGGGGUAUUUUUAGUAGUCAGAUUGAGAGAGGCAAGAAGAACCUGACUAAGGGAUUUAAGUUGGGAAUGGUUAGAGUUCAUAUUACGCAUUUGCAAUGUGCAGAUUUGAUUUUUUCUGUUCUAUCAGGAAGAUUCUGUUAUCACUCUAAACAAUACGCCAUCCACAUGUAAGAAAACUUCCAGUCUCAAGAUCAACACAGCCGGCAUUGAUUAUUUUGAGGAGACAUUUUAAGAUGAGAUAAUUACAUGAGUUGCUUGUUGAUGUAUCUUCCUCUAUGGAUGGAAAAUUACAUGGCUGCCUUUAACAUCCUUUGUUUUCUUGAUAGGAAAAAAAAAACACCAUAUAUUCAUAAAAAAGGAGAAGAUUAAAGCCUAAAGGCCUUAGGGAUGACGGGCCCCCAAGCCUAAAUCAAAGAGUUAACAACAAAAGCCUCCAAUCUAAAUGAUCAUAUAGCACUGUCUUACAGAAAGAAUUGUGUAUAUUUUCAUAAAAGAAAAUCACUAGAGGCUUUAUCUGAAAACAAACUCCUAUUCCUUUUUUUCCAAAGUCACCACAUGAGGGCUCUGCUCGUGUUGAUCUACAAAAUCCUAGCCUUGUCCUUAAACCACAAUCCAAAUAACAAUUCAACCUGCCCAUCUUUGGUGGAAUAAGAUGUUGAAUCGUUGAUAUUUCAGUGGACUCGAAGAAACAGAAAAGAAGACUGGCAUUAUUUAAUUACAUCGAUUUUUUUCAGAGAGGAUUUUUCCUUAAAUGAACACUUUAUUGUGCAAGUAUUGUAUUAAGUUUGUCUAAUUUGUAGUGGAUAUAAUUAUUAGUUGUC
Molecule: messenger RNA, 6369 nt
Organism: Benincasa hispida (wax gourd)
Lineage: Eukaryota; Viridiplantae; Streptophyta; Magnoliopsida; Cucurbitales; Cucurbitaceae
Source: RefSeq, a predicted model, not a curated record